Messenger RNA from Wickerhamiella sorbophila, 1002 nucleotides. Its product is annotated as Lysophosphatidylcholine acyltransferase. The coding region runs from base 1 to 1002 and encodes 333 amino acids. The record is from RefSeq and is a predicted model, not a curated record. Gene Ontology annotation, biological process: inner mitochondrial membrane organization; cardiolipin acyl-chain remodeling. The transcript has a single exon. NCBI's taxonomy places the organism in Eukaryota, Fungi, Ascomycota, Dipodascomycetes, Dipodascales, Trichomonascaceae. Gene Ontology annotation, molecular function: 1-acylglycerophosphocholine O-acyltransferase activity. Gene Ontology annotation, cellular component: mitochondrial membrane.
AUGUCGUUUCGGGGCGUUUUGAAAUCCGGCAGGGAAGUUCUGCUACAGUAUCCGCGCGACUCAAGAUGGUGGACGCCUCUCAGUAUGGCAACUAUAACUAUGGUGGGCACAGCCUCCAAGCUUUUUGUCAAAGGCUGGCAUCGGGCGUCAAUAAAAAACGCCUAUAUACUGAAAGAGGCCCUGGAACAGAGCAAACGUGAAGGCAGGGGCCUCGUAACGGUUAUGAACCAUGUGUCUGUUUUAGACGACCCUUUGGUCUGGGGGACUAUGCCAUUCAAAAUGUUCUACACAAAGGGGUACAUGAGAUGGACAUUGGGUGCCGAGGACAUCUGCUUCAAAAACAAGCUCACCUCGAUGUUUUUCUCGUUGGGCCAGACGCUGAGCACUAAACGGUUUGGCGCCGGUCCCUUCCAACCGGCACUUGACGCAGCAGUCACUCUGUUGUCGAGAUCAUCUGAUUCCGGAUACCAUUUGACAAGCCACGACGGCAUUCCGCCCCAGGUUGACUGUCCUCAAUGGGUCCAUAUUUAUCCCGAAGGCUUUGUGCAUCAGCCGUUUGCUCCACAUGAAAUGACAAUGAAGUAUUUCAAAUGGGGCAUCAGCCGGUUGAUUCUGGAGCCCGCCCGGCCGCCCAUUGUGCUGCCAAUUUUCGGCCAUGGGCUGCAGUCGGUUUUUCCCGAAGACUUGCCUAAACGAGUGCUGGGCCAUGGCUUCAAACGACCCCUUCUCUACGAGGUUGGUGAGCCAAUAGACGAGACCAAGAUCGCCGAGUUCCGCGGAAAAUGGGCCGAGCUGGCUCAGCCCUACGCAAAAGAACACCACGUUCCCGCACAGCUCCAAACCGGCCGCGAUGCAUGCCAGUUAAGAAGCGAGGUUGCUGCAUUUGUGAGACAAAACGUCGCCGCGGUCCGCAACCUGUAUACUAAGACCAUUGAAGCGCCCGAGUUCUCGCAGGCACUCUUCUGGAAAACCCAGAAUCAAGUAAAAAUCAAAGGUAAAUGA